This is a messenger RNA of Salpingoeca rosetta, 1859 nucleotides long. RefSeq lists its product as uncharacterized. The record is from RefSeq and is a predicted model, not a curated record. Bases 834 to 1490 code for a protein of 218 amino acids. The transcript has 2 exons. Lineage: Eukaryota; Choanoflagellata; Craspedida; Salpingoecidae.
CGAUGACUGCUGUGACACAACCAAUGUCAAAGGACUGCAGCAGCAACCUUGCUUGCGCGCGGUGCAUGUUCUCUCACACGGAGUUUUCACGCGCGUGCAUGCUGCGUCGUGGGUGAGAUGUGCGUGCGCACCACGUUUUAAGACAGCCCUUCCGUUUGCUUCUUUGUGCUUCCUUUCAUGCGGCCUCCUUUGCAACCACCUUCAGACCUUCGACGACUGCUUGCUCGAGGUUGCACGCACACAAUCCACAGCAAGACAAGGCGCUCACCCCACCUGGCUGGUUUUGGCUGACUUUGUGUGUGUGAGAGAGGCACGCACGACGGCAGCAACCUUUGCAUGCUGGAUGGCACGAACCGCACUCACGCACGCACUCCCCAUGCCUGCGAAACCCCCACGAGCGGGGGCGGAACAGGUGUUCGUGCAUGUAUUCCCUGCACAGCAAUGUGCGCAGCAACCAAGGCUGACAUGCCAUGCGCCAGUCUGGCAGUCUGCCAGCCACCAGCAACAGAGCGGCGAAGCCAACACCAACAAGUGUGUGACACCCAUGUGAACUGAGUACGGUGUUCAUUUCUCCUUGGCUCUCCGCUGUCACACUCCAUUUUCACCGUCGCCUCAACUCCUUCGCCUGCCCCCUUUUCAUUCUCUGCUCGGCGUGCUGAUCAGCGCAAGCCCUGCGUCGUCCUCCAUCUCUCCACCACCUCCUCCUCAGAGCUCACGCAGACACACACAGGCACACACACACACACACACACACACACACACACACACACACCCACGCGUACAUACAUACAUACAUACAUCCAUCCAUACAUACAUACAUACACUUGUGCACGAUGGCACGAAGCUCGCAUUGGGCGAUGCACAUGUUCAUCGCCGCCACCUGCCUCGUCUUCCUGUCGGCGGGCGUCACCAUCCCCACGGUUAUGGCGCAGAACUGCAGCGAUCAUGGCAUCGACGAAGACGCUUGCAUGGCCGAUGGGAACUGCACCGUGAACGGCACAUGCCAGCCGCUGUUGACGCUGUGUGUCCUGCCGACGCAGUUGCUGUGCGAACUCGACUCAAGCUGCCAAUGGGAUGCAGACUCUGGCUGCUCCGUCAAGAACAGCUCCUGCCUCUCCCUCAACAGAACAGACUGCGGCGCGAGCUUGGUAUGCUUCUGGAUGCCAUCUUGCGAGGACUCCAACGUGACCGAUAGUACGACGACAACCGCCAUGCCCUCCUCCACAGCAGAUCCAGUCGCGGUUGGAAACAGCGGGCCGUCGGACGACAAUGACGACAAUGGCGACGAUGGCAACGUCGGCAACGCGACACCACCACCAGACGCCACAAGCGCGCCCGACAACACAGACCGGUCCACGGGCAGCAACGCCGGUGCCAUCGCUGGCGGCGUUGUUGGUGCGCUCAUCCUCCUCGCCCUCGUCGUCGUCGCCGUGGUGUUGCUCCGCCGCAAGCAGCAGCGCCAGUCUGAUGCUGACGUGCAGCAAAUCUAGGCGGGGACCGCCACGCUCUGCACCCGCCUCCACGCCCUUCCGUCUCCCAAGUUGCACGCGCGUGUCCGAUUAGCCAACGCCCAGUUUGUGGUCAGGAACCACUCGCGGCUUCUCGAUGCACACGAAGAAUCACUCACCUGUUCCAACAUCCCAGGAGCAGGGCAGGGUUAUCAUGUCAUGCCCCUCGUGUCAGUUAUUGCUCCCCUUUCUUGCCUUGCACCUGUGUACACUCAUUUCCCGCCUUACUUUGCGUGCGAAUGACUGAAUGUGUUCGUGCAAAUGUGUGUAGCUGCUUGCAUUGCUUGCUGUGUGUCUUAUUCCUAAUGUGUCGCUUGUGUACGACAAGAACGUCAGCCAAGAGUACACUCC